Pecten maximus is the source of this 2322-nucleotide messenger RNA. RefSeq names its product G-protein coupled receptor moody-like. Gene Ontology annotation, cellular component: membrane. Lineage: Eukaryota; Metazoa; Mollusca; Bivalvia; Pectinida; Pectinidae. Bases 605 to 1591 code for a protein of 328 amino acids. Gene Ontology annotation, molecular function: G protein-coupled receptor activity. The transcript is spliced from 3 exons. Gene Ontology annotation, biological process: G protein-coupled receptor signaling pathway. The record is from RefSeq and is a predicted model, not a curated record.
ACAUGAAUAAUAACAUGUCAACUCAUUUUUUCUAACACUGGCAUGCCACUGGUAUUUACAAAACUGGCAACACAAUCAUUACCGGAUUAGAUCAUUCAAGUAAGAUGGGGAAUCCUGCAAGUUUUAAGAUAGAAUCUAAAGCUGCAAUAUCCAAACAUGAUUAUAGCCGUAGACAACAGCACGCCAGUGAUAGGAAAGUGGAGAGUAAAGGGCGGUGCUAAUAUAAACCGUCUCCAGGAGGCAGUGCGUAGUAGUGACAGGCCGACAGCCGCAGUGAUUCCACCAGUCCAGGAGGCCUUAUAUCACUGGUGUUUCUCAAUACCCACUCAGUAUAGUAUAUUAAUAUGGUCAGCGGUAUACAAGUGGACAAUCAACAUGACUUAACAGUAAAAUACUCUUGAAUUGUAUGGAACAGUGUAGAUGGAAUAGAAUUGGAAAUUAAAAUUAAAAAAAUAUUUCUUUAAUAACAUCUUUUUGCAACAGAUAAAACAGAACUGGAACAUAUAAAUUCUGAUUUGUUUGUGACAUCAUCAAUUUAUUAGUGUACUUGUGAAGAUUUCAUGUUUGGAAAAGUAUUUUGUGGAGAAUUACAGACUCUCUAGACAUGCAUUAUAGUGUCAAGUUCAACACUUCCACAGAUUUAGGCGAGUUGGUCAGCGCGAGACGAUCCAACCGAGACAAUGUGUAUCUAUGGGUAGUCAUAGGCAUCAUCAUUGUCAUCAUCUUUAUGGGUUUUAUAGGCAAUGUGAUGGUGAUAACUGCCGUAAAAACUACCAAGAAACUGCAAACUGUCUCCAACUACUUCAUCAUCAACCUCAGCAUCUCCGAUUUAAUCUUUGUCUCUUGUGUUCUGCCGUUUAACAUCUACACAUUCAUCACCGAUGGCUGGUAUAUGGAGGAAACCCUUUGUAAAUUUGUCGGAUUCAUGGGCUAUACCCUAACAGGCACAACCAUAAUAACUGUGGUACUGAUAGCCUAUAAUAGGUAUAAGCUAGUGACGGAUAUGAUGGGAUACCGAAGACUCUACAGCAAAACCAAUAUAGCGGCAAUGAUUACGCUGUCAUGGAUACUGCCCGUCAUAUUCCUGCUUCCGGCAAUAACUGAACUGUGGGGGAAAUUUGGUUAUGUUCCUAUGAUGGUCACAUGUAACCUGCUCCUGGAUCACAACAGUCAGAUGUUUAAAAUCUUUUUGCUGAUCGUAAGGGCAGGGAUUCCUUGUGUUCUAAUUGUGUAUUUCUACAUCAAGAUAUACCUGACGACGUACAACAGUUCAAGGAGGAUUCUGGCCAACAUGAGACUGCUCACACCAACCGACACUAACAAUCUGUCACGGGAGAUGCACCUGACAAAAAUGAUGGUGGUGAUAUUUUUGGUGUUUGCUAUUUCGUAUUUUCCUUGCACUAUAACUGGUUUGAUAGACUGGAAUCAUGUCAUGUCCAAGACCUUCCACAUGUUCUGUGCUACCACAGUAUAUAUCGGCAGUGCGUUAAACCCUGUGUUGUAUGGACUGCUAAACCAACAGUUCAGAAAUGCCUACAUCAAAUUAUUGUGCAGAAACAGAAAACAUACCCCUAGGGCAGUAAAGUACUGACCAGCAGUUCAGAAACUGGACAAACUAUAACCCCAGUCCAGUAAAUCAAUGCACUGACCAUCAGUUCAGAAACUGGAUUACCUAUCCCUAGUCCAGUAAAGCACUGACCAGCAGUUCAGAAACUGGAAAACAAACUUGACAUUACAAAAACUUGAUAUAUAAUAAUCGUAUGCAUUCUGUAAUGUCUGGUUAUAAGCCCAACUAUAUCUAUUGCCCGGUCAGUAGAAACUUUGCCAAUGGAUGAUAUUCAAUUAUUGUGAAUGUAAGCCAUUCUAAGCGAAGCUCGACAUUAAAACUCCAGUAAAAUUUCAAAUUUUGUUUUUUUCUUGUUUUUUUGUCAACUUUUUUUGUCUGUUGCAAUUUAUUAUAUAAUAACAUCAUCACUUGAAUGAUUUACCAUUAAUCAAUGAUCCGACUUUCAUUAGGGUACCCUAUCAAGGUCUCCACCUCAGUACAGAGGAUCGAGAUUGGUGGAUCAUAAUGGCUAUUAUAAUUAGUCACUGACUAUAUUUGGGUGAAAUGAUCAUGAUGUAAAAUUACUGGCGGUCUUGAGGUUAACAUUGUGAUAUAUGUAUCAUUCAUAAGUUUGAUGUUAGAUUAUGAUAAUAUAUUGUGAUUUCGUUAAUCGUUACCAUGGAUGCAGCAUGUUACCAUAUCACUGUUACACUGUUGAAAAUUUAUGCUUUCAUGUAAUAGGCUUAUUUUGAACUAAUAAAAGUGUUAUCUUGAAA